Spinacia oleracea (spinach) is the source of this 1793-nucleotide messenger RNA. RefSeq names its product FAD synthetase 1, chloroplastic. Gene Ontology annotation, cellular component: chloroplast. Gene Ontology annotation, molecular function: FMN adenylyltransferase activity. Lineage: Eukaryota; Viridiplantae; Streptophyta; Magnoliopsida; Caryophyllales; Amaranthaceae. Gene Ontology annotation, biological process: riboflavin biosynthetic process; FAD biosynthetic process. The record is from RefSeq and is a predicted model, not a curated record. The transcript has 5 exons. Bases 120 to 1259 code for a protein of 379 amino acids.
ACAAUUGGUUGAACGGUCCAGUAUUUUGUUGUGGAAGUAGAAGUACAGUAUCUCUUUCUUGUUUGUAGGAGAAAAGAAGAGAGGUUGAACAUCAAAGCUAAACCCUUUUUCUAGAGAUAAUGAUUUGUGGAUGCAGAAUUACCCAGCAUCUCAAAGAGUGGGAAGGUUUUGGGUUUGGGACUCCCUUUUCUUCUCCCAAAUUCAAAGUUUCAUCCUUUAUUAAACCCCAACUUUCUCAACCUCCAAUUCACAAAUUGCCCCAUUUUCAAUGGACCAAAGCUUCAUUCACAAGAUUAUUUACAACAAAUUCUACUUCUUCAUCCUCUUUCAUCACUUGUCUUCAAUCAAAGUUCCCCCGUGAAAUGCCCACAUGCAACGAUUCCUCCUUCAGCCAGAAGGACGAUGAUCGUGAGCUUUCAUCUGAAGGGGUGUCAUCAGUAGCAGGAGGAAUAGUAGCAUUGGGGAAGUUUGAUGCCCUUCAUAUUGGUCAUCGGGAACUUGUAAUUCAAGCAUCUAAAGUUGGAGCUCCAUUUCUUUUGUCAUUUGUUGGGAUGGCGGAGGUGCUUGGUUGGGCACCUAGGUCUCCCAUUGUUGCAAAAUGUGACCGCCAUCGGAUUCUUUCUUCGUGGGCUCCAUUUUGUGGUAAUGUUCCUCCUAAGGAAUUUCUGAUUGACUUUGCAAGUGUUAGGCAUCUCACUCCUCAGCAAUUUGUGGAGAAGUUGUCUAAGGAGCUUGGUGUACGUGGAGUUGUGACAGGUGAAAAUUACAGGUUUGGAUAUAAAGCAGCCGGUGACGCAUCUCAACUAGUGAAGUUAUGUGACGAGUAUGGAAUUCAGGCUUAUAUAAUAAAUUCUGUCAUGGACAAAAAUCAAGACAUGGUUGAUUCAACCAUAUCAGAUAAGAAAGAAAGAGGACAAGUCUCAUCUACACGUGUACGGUAUGCUCUUAGCAAAGGAGACAUAAGCUAUGUUUCCGAGCUGUUGGGUCGUCAGCAUCGCGUCAUUUUAUCAGCUGAAAAGAAAGAAGAGUUUGUUUGCUCUAAAAACCGUUUUUCUGCUCCAAAAUCCUGUUUAUUAAACCUACUACCUAAAGACGGCGUUUAUGAGAACUGUUCACUUAUAGUUGGUGACGGGAACCAGUUGCCGUGCAGGGUGCUUAUUGAUUCAACCCAUAUACACCUAGAAUUAGAUCAAAAGGAUUUCUGUGUCCUUGAUGCUGUUAACAAUCAUCAUCUUUUGAGCAUUGAAUUCUGGAGCUGAAUAAGUUUUGAGUGACUGGUGUAUGGGUGACCAGAUAUGUGAUGCAUAUUCAGAUUUCAGAAGAAACUGAUGAUGAUACAGAGUUGAUGAACCAGUACUCAGGGUUAAAAAAAACCUGUUCUUGCAUCAGAAUAAUUUGUUCUGUUCAAAGUUCUGGUGAUCUAAUGCUAUUGAAAACCUGAAAAAGCAAGUACUGGUACGGGUGGUUGUUUUUGUUCUUCGAUGAUGAACCUUCAAUUGGCAUCAAACCUGCAUCUGUUCGAGGCUGAAGGUUCAAAAGACGAGUAGUUUUUUCCCGUAAUGGACAAGAAUCUUGUGCUCAUUGGUGCAGCUCCUUCUCAACACAUACAUUGAUUCAUUAUUGUAAGAAAAAUGCUGUCAAUGUUGUAUUUUUAAUUUUGCAUUAGUUGGUGAACAAAUAAACACCCAUGUAACUGUAUUGCAUAGUUAGUCUAUAAAGCACUACAUAUUAUUUUUAUUUUUUUGGGUGUGAAAAAGGAAAAAUAAAAUAAAAUUAUAGAUGUUCUUGAAAAA